AUGCCCAAGUCGAAGCGUGCCAAGAUUGUUCCGCUCACAAAGACGCGUGCCAAGACGCGGGACGACAAGGACAAGCUCAUCAGCCGCAUUCGCGACGCCCUUGACGAAUACACGGACGUGUACACCUUCGCGCUGUCAAAUGUGCGGACAAACAUUUUGCAGCAGAUCCGCGAGGAGCGCAAGGGCGACAGCUGUCUUUUCCUUGGCAACAAUAAGUUGAUUAUGAUUGCACUUGGCCGUGACGAGGAAAGCUCACAGCGACCGAAUCUGUACAAGCUGUGCAAGUUUAUUGUGGGUUCCUGCGGCCUGCUUUUCACGAGGCUGCCAAAGAAGGAGGUGAAAAGUUAUUUUGCCUCUGUUGGCGCGCAGGUGUACGCCCGCACUGGGCAAACGGCAACGAGUUCACUCGUGCUACGCGCCGGGAUUCUGUCACAGUUCCCACACAGCAUGUUCGACCACCUCUCUAAGCUUGGCCUACCCAUAAAGCUUGACAAGGGCGCCAUUGUUCUCCUGCAGGACACCACCGUAUGCGAGCCCAACGACACCCUCAGUGCAGAGGCGGCCCAGUUGCUGAGGUUGUUUGGCGUACAGUCGGCGGAGUUUAGGAUUGACCUGACGGCGCACUGGGCAAACGGCGUCGCCAGCAGGGUUGGCGGCAAGAAGGAGGAGAAAGUAAGUGCACAGGACUAG
Molecule: messenger RNA, 690 nt
Organism: Trypanosoma rangeli
Lineage: Eukaryota; Euglenozoa; Kinetoplastea; Trypanosomatida; Trypanosomatidae
Product: 60S acidic ribosomal protein
Exons: 1
Coding region: 1-690 (229 amino acids)
Biological process (GO): nuclear-transcribed mRNA catabolic process; rRNA processing; ribosomal large subunit biogenesis
Cellular component (GO): nucleolus; preribosome, large subunit precursor
Molecular function (GO): RNA binding
Source: RefSeq, a predicted model, not a curated record